UGAAAGACUAAAAUUGGCCCAAAGAGUCAGAGUAGGAUGGCUACUGGGUCCCACAUAUAGGGCUUUAUAUAAACACAAACUAUCUGCACAAAGUGAGAAACAAUCAAAAAGGCUCUUUUCUUCUAUAAAGAAGAGAGAAACAUCCUGCUUUAAUUUCGGAUUCAGGAUUGAAGAACAAAAAUGGGAGGCGGUGGCAAUAUGACUGCUCCAACUGAAAAGAAGAAAACUCCUCUCCAAAGAGUGCCAUCUUCAAAGCCCCCUUUUACACUUGGUGACAUUAAGAAGGCCAUUCCUCCUCACUGCUUUCAGCGAUCUCUCAUUCGUUCAUUCUCCUAUCUCAUUCAGGAUCUCAUACUUGUCUCCCUCUUUUAUUACAUUGCCAACACUUACUUCCACACCCUUCCAUCCCCGUAUUAUUACCUAGCAUGGCCUGCUUACUGGAUCGCUCAAGGUUGUGUUUGCACUGGAAUAUGGGUCAUUGGUCAUGAAUGCGGCCACCAUGGCUUCAGUGAUUACCAAUGGGUAGAUGACACUGUUGGUCUUAUCCUCCACUCUGCACUUUUAACACCAUACUUCGCAUGGAAACAUAGUCAUCGCCGUCACCACGCCAACACUGGUUCCCUUGAGAAUGAUGAAGUCUACAUACCCAGGCUUAAAUCAAAACUAAGAUGGUACUACAAAUACUUGAACAAUCCACUAGGACGAGUACUAGUCCUUGCCUUCACCCUCACUUGUGCUUGGCCUUUGUACUUGAUAUUCAAUAUCUCUGGCAAAAAAUAUGACCGUUAUGCAUGUCACUAUGAUCCAUACAGCCCGAUAUAUACUAAUCGUGAGAGGCUACAGGUCUGCAUUUCAGAUGCAGGAGUGAUUGCAGCUACUUAUGCGUUGUAUCGUGUUACUUUGACACAAGGGCUAGCUUGGCUUGUAUGCAUCUAUGGGGUGCCCCUCCUUAUUGUGAACGGCUUUAUAGUGCUCAUCACUCUUUUGCACCACACUCACUCUUCGUUGCCACACUAUGAUUCAUCCGAGUGGGAUUAUCUAAGAGGAGCUCUAGCUACGGUAGAUAGAGACUAUGGGGUGCUAAAUAAGGUCUUCCACAAUGUUACAGAUACUCAUGUCUUGCAUCAUAUAUUUUCAUACAUAUCACAUUACCAUGCAAUGGAGGCAACCAACGCUAUUAAGCCAUUGCUAGGAGAAUACUACCAAUUCGACGACACCCCAAUUUUAAAGGCACUGUGGAGGGAUACAAAGGAGUGCAUCUAUGUGGAGAAAGAUAAAGAUAAAGGUGUUUAUUGGUACAAAAACAAGCUCUGAAAGUUGAAUAACAAGAAGUAUUCGUUCGGAAUUCGCUAAAUGACCCACAUAGUUGCAAGUAUUUUGGAUUGUGUUGUUUUGCUUGUAUUGUACCGUUACUGUUUGUUUUAGUUGUCACUACUAUGUAUAUUGUUGAAACCACUGUUUCACUACAAAAUAAAUAUCUAUGUACCACUAAAUUUGGUGUAAUGAAUGAGACUUUUUACUAUGAAAAUAAUUUCUUUUUAAUUGAAAGUAACUAUUAAAAACA
Lycium ferocissimum is the source of this 1564-nucleotide messenger RNA. Its product is annotated as delta(12)-acyl-lipid-desaturase-like. Gene Ontology annotation, molecular function: oxidoreductase activity, acting on paired donors, with oxidation of a pair of donors resulting in the reduction of molecular oxygen to two molecules of water. Lineage: Eukaryota; Viridiplantae; Streptophyta; Magnoliopsida; Solanales; Solanaceae. Gene Ontology annotation, biological process: lipid metabolic process. The coding region runs from base 181 to 1314 and encodes 377 amino acids. The transcript has 2 exons. The record is from RefSeq and is a predicted model, not a curated record.